Messenger RNA from Daldinia childiae, 4686 nucleotides. RefSeq lists its product as uncharacterized. The coding region runs from base 1 to 4686 and encodes 1561 amino acids. Lineage: Eukaryota; Fungi; Ascomycota; Sordariomycetes; Xylariales; Hypoxylaceae. The record is from RefSeq and is a predicted model, not a curated record. The transcript is spliced from 8 exons.
AUGGCAAGUUCCAGUACCUCUAGGAAAGAAGCAGCACGCCGGCUCGUGCAAAGCAUUUCCAAACAGCAUGGCUACCUUGGUGAGGAAGUUUAUGCAACUAUGACCGCAGACACUCGCCGUCAAGUUCAAGAAGCACUCCUCAUGGCGCAUACACUGGUAGGAACAAGUGUCAUAACACUUGCAAAGAAUCUCUAUACUAAGGACGUUAGAUGGAUUUUCGAGCUCUUGCAAAAUGCCGAGGAUAACUCCUUCACCCGGGCACAAUCUUCGGGCGUCGUUCCAUACGUGUCUUUUGAUGUGUAUAAGGAUCGAGUUGUCGUGGAAUGCAACGAAGAUGGCUUUACAGAAGCAAAUCUUAGAGCGAUAUGUAAGAUUGGAGCGAGUUCAAAGACAGGGGCUCAAGGAUACAUUGGCGAGAAAGGUAUUGGUUUCAAGUCGGUCUUCAAGGCAGCAUGGAAAGUUCAAAUCCAGUCUGGAGACUAUUCGUUCACAUUUACCCACCGAAGAGGCGACUCUGGUAUGGGGAUGAUAUCUCCUGAAUGGUACGACUCGACAGAAAAGAUACCGAGGCCCUUGACUAGAAUCACAUUGUUUUUGCAUCCCAACGAUGUCCCAGGUACCGAAGAUGCGCGACGACAAAAUAUCCUCAAUCAGUUGAACGAGCUUCAACCUACAAUGCUCCUAUUCCUGAAGAAGCUCAAGCAAAUCAAGGUGCGCAUAUACGACGAUGCUGGGACCGAAACAUCAUCCUCUUUGCUUAAAAUAAAUCAUACCAACCAAGUCAGCAAUCGCAUACUCGAGAAAUUUUAUACCCAAGACGGAAAUACGACCCAUACGACCCAUACGACACAAAGAUACCACAUCGUGGAGUAUAUUGCACGAAAUCUUCCUCAUAAUGAGAACAGAACGUAUUCUCCCCAGGAAGAAGCAUCGAGAGCAUACAGCACUGCUCCGGUCGUCCUCGCAUUUCCUCUUUCACAAGAUGACGAACCAUUUAUCGAACAACAGGAAGUCUUUGCAUUUCUUCCAGUCCGCCGAGUGGGAUUUAAUUUCCUAAUCCACAGCGAUUUCGUAACCCAAGCGAACCGAGAAGAUAUUGUGACCACCUCAUCUCGAAAUAUUAAGCUAUUAAGUUCACUAGCAGAGGCCUUCGUGGUUGCAAUGAGAUCGCUUUGUUUCCACCCGACCUUGAGGUAUCAGUGGAUGCGUUACCUUCCAAAGUUGUCAAACUAUCCAUGGGACCCAUUCUGGUUAAAGCUCGUUAAUAAAAUCAAAUCCCAUAUUUCCGAUGAAGAGAUCUUGAUUUUACGGGAUUCGCCGAUCCAAAGGCAGAUGUCACAUGCAAGACGACUCACAUUGGACACACUUGAUCAACACGGAAAUCCCCUGUUUAACGACCUCCCCGGCGAUAGAGCUAGUUAUAUCUCAUCCAGUUACAAGGCAAGCGACCUUAGUAUUCUCCAAGAUUAUGGACUCAAGAGUAUAAGGCAUUAUGAGGUGAUUGAUAGAUUAUCGAGAGAUCUAUCUAGCGAUACAUCCAGGAUGCGGUCCACGAGGACCGAUUCUGAUUGGCACGCUCGUGCAGCCCGAUAUAUAAGUCUAUCAUUUGAAAACCAAUGGAGUAACUCGAUGAACACAACUAAAUCGUUACAACUGAUCCCCUUAGUCGACGGAAAAUGGGUUAGUUCGAGGAAUGUUGAUGUGCAUUUUCCAACUACGAAAAGCGGACUCGCAAUUCCAGCUGAUCUCGAGUUUCACCUCAUAGACCCCGUCGCAGUAACAUUAUCUGAAAGGAGACAGCUAUUUCUUCAUCUCGAUGCAAAAUACGCUUCAGUACACGAUGUCCGUGUCGACAUCUUUCGAAGAUAUUGGAAAAAGAAGGCUAUAGGGAUAAACUACGAAACCUCACUCUCUCAUCUCAAAUACCUCUAUCUAACACACAACCCAGCUUCCAAGUAUGGUGAAUUCGAGAAUUAUAACGAUUUGUGGCUAUGGGAUGAUCGCGGAUCUUGGUAUCCAUUGAAAUCACACGUGUCUUACUCGGACAAGGGAUUCUGGGAACUAAUCUCCAAGGCCGACAAGUCUCCAGGGUGGAGUAAUGUUCAUUUCAUAGACAGAAAGUAUUUUGAAGACGACCCAGGAAAAUCAACUCAACAUGACCUGACCUGGAGAGAAUGGCUUGAAACAUGCCUCAAUGUUCGCAAUUACUCGAGACUAUUCGAUUUUUCCAAGGACCUUUCAAACAACAUUUCAGAAGAAUGUAUGUUCGUCGCUGACAACCUUCCCUCAGAGCUUCUGAAUCUCUUGAAACAAAGUUGGGAUUUGGAAAAGUCCCAUGUGACACCUGAACUGGCAGAGGAACUGGGAUGCCUGAAGGUACCAUCCCAAGCUGGUCUUCUAACACCCCUUUCGGAAUCAUAUUUCCCUUUACCGGUAUUAUUAGAAAAGCGUAAAGAGUUCAUGCGAGAGGGAGAGUACUUUCCUUUCAUUCAUAUCGACGAUGACUCAGACCCGGUGUCUCAAUGGGACUUCUUGCGCGCUUUUGGGGUGAACUUUAGCUACGAUAUAAAGUUCUAUCUUGACAUUCUCCAUUAUUUAAGUAUGUCCCACUAUUUCAAGAGCGAGUUUGCCGACCCUUCACGCGUUUUGCGCCUAUAUUUGCGCCUUCAUGCAGAAUGCUUGGACUCACAAAGCAAAGAAAUACAAGCAGAGAAACAGUCUCAGAUACGUACCUUUCUCCAGCCGUCUCGAUUCUUUUUUAUACCUGCUCGGGAGCAGCGCAAGUUUACCUGGGCUACACUUCGGGAAUGUCUACUCGAUGGGCCGACGAACGCUGAAAUUAUCUACAACGAAUUGUUGGAACUAGAUCCGGAAAAGGCCACAGCAGAGCACGUUAAAGAACUCCUUUGGAAUUUUAACUCAUAUAUCGAGCUCGAACACUUCAAUACUUCUCCCGAGAAGUUCCUAGAACGCCGGGUCCUACCGGUUAGGGAGGUUGGUGGCAACACAACCUUGCGUUCGGCGGAGACGGGCUUUGGCAUCAUCGAUCGCAAGAGACUUGGUGACAUUUUCUACGACAAAGUCAAAAUUUUCGAUUUCACCGUCAACGAAAUUGUUAAACUCAAGCCUCUGAUAAAGUGGGCGGGCCUCGAGGAUAGGUAUCUAUCACGACUGGUCCAGGAGACGUCUGUUUUGGAUUCAGGCUUAAAAAUCCCAAUAUCAGACCCAGUCCAAGAUAUCAAGAAGAAGGCAUAUGGGCUACUUCGCAUCGCCACUCAUUUCAAGAGCCCACGGAUUGAAGGUGAUGGUCAAGCGCUAUAUGAUCUGCUCCGCAAUUCACACACAUGGGAGACACCGGAAAUAGUAACCAAACUGGUACUUACCAUAGGCGGACAAACUGUGACCCAAGAAGUCGACCGUGGCAUGAUUCAUAUCGACGAUAAAGAUGGCCUAGAAAUAUACGUCCCGCGUGACGAGGACUUGCGAGAAGAAUCUUACCUCUCUACUCUUCCCGAUCGCUUAACGAAGUGGAUGAUGACCGAUCCCGGGACAAACUCCAAGGGAGAUGUCGACCCUAGUGCGGCGCUAUUAAUUCACGGCAUCUUGACGACGAAGCCUAAACGAGUUGAUUAUUUUCUUACCGAAAAUGGCAUUAUUGAAGUUACCAUACCAAAGCAGGACGAUCAAGAAUAUAUCAUCACUAACCAACCUACACCGACUCUUUCUUCUACACCCACGCUUGUCGAACCUUCUACCCCUCGAAUACUACGCCCGCCUCCCUCCGAGCCUGCGACGCCCCUUUUCGACAGUGGAUCCCCGUACGAGGAUCCCGAGACACCAGCAACAGAUUACACAUACUAUUCUACACCUGGGACAAGUUCAGGUAGAGACCACUCUUCAUCCGCACGAACGGGUCCUUCACCAGAUCCAUUCAUGACGACUAUCGCAGAAAGACAGAGAAAGGCAACUCAAGGGUAUUGUGCUCUCCUAUCACAAGUGAUACGUAUGGCCAGGAAAAGUCGACUCCUCUCAGAAGCAAUGGAUCUUUCGGUGCUCUUAGAUGUUAUGACUGGCAAUAAUAUCAUCAACAAUACGCUCUUCAACGAACUUGAUCUAUUUGAUCCCCAAUUGGGCAUGUCCCGGUUCGAGCGUGACAAGAAAGUAGGAGCCGCGGGGGAGCUCUUCGUAUACGAGCUUCUCUCCUCAAUGAGCCCAGCUCUUAGAGGGUUUAGUAGGGCUAAUUGGACAAGUACUAUUCGGAAAUACGUCACGGUGCACCCGGAUUACGCGGAUAUGGGUAGCUGGUCCGGAAUCGAAACGUCUGACCUCGAGUAUAAAGACGAUAAUAAUAAACUAACAGAAGUUCUCAUAAGCAAGGGCCUUCUCCCGAGUAUAUGGCGAGGCUCACGGCCCAAAUAUUAUAUUGAGGUAAAGACUACUCCAGGGGGUCGAGAUACACCCUUUUAUAUGUCGGAUGCUCAAUAUCACAAGAUGGAGAGCCUUUCUACGGAAGAUUCGAUAUAUGUUAUCUUCCGAGUUUCCGAACUAUACAGCGGCCGUAUUACCGUUGACAUCUACGUCGAUCCGAUCAAGCUUGUUGAGGAGGGGCGGUUGGUGUUCACGGCCGAUAGAUGGACUGUGAAACCGGUGUUUAUAUUUUCGUGGGACAGUCCUGAGUCUGACUGA